This is a messenger RNA of Diabrotica virgifera virgifera (western corn rootworm), 1100 nucleotides long. RefSeq lists its product as uncharacterized. The coding region runs from base 314 to 910 and encodes 198 amino acids. The record is from RefSeq and is a predicted model, not a curated record. NCBI's taxonomy places the organism in Eukaryota, Metazoa, Arthropoda, Insecta, Coleoptera, Chrysomelidae. The transcript has 2 exons.
CCUAACUUAUUUAUCAUAUAUCAUAUUUUAAUUUAAUAAAAAUUUCAAUACAACAAAUCAGUUUAUAAACAACGUUUGUAUUAAUUAACAAUGAUAGUGAGAUAAAUUGCAGGACUGAUAUUAAAUUUAUGAUUUGCAGAAUCGCUGAAAUGCCAAUCACUGACAUUUGUGUGUAAAAUCCACAAACUACUUAGUAUUUUUAAAAUGGAUCUAUAUUAUCUCUGUGUGGUCCCUGUUAAUCAAUCUCAAUUCUCUAUAUACCGUUGUAGGUAAUAAUUUUCAGGAUAUGAUUUGUUAAUUAGGUAUUCAUUGUAUGCUAUUAACCGAUUGUCGAGCUAUUAUGGCCUCAGAUUUCAGUAAGGGUGUUCCAAUUAAGUCCGAAGAUCAUAAUGAUGAAUUAAUUGUGAAUAGGUGCAAUAUCAAACAAGAAAGAAAUAAAUCAGAAUAUGUAAACAAUCGAAAUUAUUCUAGAAUUCAGAUCAAGGAAGAAUUGACAGACGAAGAAAGUCAUUAUAGUGAUAUAGACCAUUGUGUUGAUAGUAAUACGUAUUUGAAAAAAGAAUUAAACACAAAAGUAGAUAUUGAUGACAUAAAAUGUGAAAAAAAUGAAUUUGAUGGUUUACCCAAUGAAGACGAGCACGAAAACAAUUUUGGUGAAUUUGAGAAGGCAACGAUACCUCCAGUACAGCAGUCAGGACUCCCAACCAGAGAGGAAGAUAUAAAUAAAAUCAUAGAAUAUCUAGAUAGUAAAAAGAAAAAUCAGCAGGAUGGAAUCGAUUUUUUGUUUUUGAGUUAUGCCGAGACAUUCAAAAAAUUAUCACCAAGAUCACAAAUACAUUUAAAGCUAAAACUGGCAAAAUUGUUUGCGAACGCUGAAUUACAAUUACUAGAACAAACUGGCAGUUCCUAAUCGACUCUUCAUAGUAGCAACACUGUCAUAUAUUUUAAGAAAAAAAUUGUUGAUUGUGUUGAAAUUGGAUAUUUUUUAUUUGUAUUAUUUAUAAUAUAUGUACCUAUAUUACAAUAAUGUAGGUAUAUUAUGUCAAAAGUCUCAAAAAUUCAUGUAAACAUAACGGGAAAAAAGUAAAAUUUCAAACAUU